CUGAGCGAUACAUAGUUGCGAGUAGCUGCCCUCGCGCGCGUGACGUCACGUUUCCACAGGUGCAGUGCAGCUAAUGUGCGUCCCAAUAUCCAAUUUUAGCAUCCAAAACACUGUGCUAUUCUAGGCCAUAGUGUCUGUUACGAUGGCGUCAGGUAGACAUGGUGGGGUAUAGCGGUAGUAAACAGUGUUUAGUAGUAAUCCAGAGUGCGUGUGUUUGGGACUGGGACGUGCUGUACUGGAGCUGUAUGAGGAGCGUGUGCUGUCGAGGGAGGAUUUAAAGCACGCAGAUAGGAAUGUCGCCGGAAGGUGACCGCCUGAGUCACGGUUUUGGUUUGUUCAGUUGUUUUCGAAUUCACACCGGCGUUUAAAAACACACUUCGCUAAAUGGAAGCGUUUCACGGGAUUUAAACUGCGCUGCGAGUCUGAACAACAACAUGGGGUUGAACAACAGGUGAAAUAAUCUCCUCUUGGCUGUAGCUGUCAAGCAGGCCUAGUAUGGAGCGUCGAUUUGGGAGGCUAAGUAGGCAGGGAACGUCAGAGGAACUCCCUGAGCUGAAGGAGGUGGCUGAAGAGGUGAGUUGCCAGAUACCAGUGGUUUCUGUGGAAGAUGUGGAUGGAGCCGUUGAGGACUCCUUCGAGAAUGAAGAGGAGAACGUGGGGAGGAUGAGGAAGACCGCACAGGAAGAGGCAACAGACAGGGAGAAGGUGGCUCAGAGGCAGCUCAUGGCCAUCCGAGAGCUGGUGGACACGGAGAGGAACUACCUGAAGUACCUACAGAUUUGCACAGUUACUAUCCGCAGCAACCUACAGAAGCUACAGCCCCCACUGGUCAAUCUGGAUGGAAUGUUCCAGAACAUUGACAAAGUGAUGGACGUAUCCGUUCGACUCCUGAGCAUCCUGGACCAGGCACAUAUGAAACCCAGUGAUCCUAAGUACCUUGAAACUCUCUGUGGUUCUUUCCUGCAUAUGUCAGAAGACAUCGAGAUGGCGUACAAGGAAUAUCUGACCAACUAUAAUAACAUCACUGCUAUAGAGGAAAGCUAUAAGCAGAAGGAAGCCCAGUGGCUCGAAAUGGAGAAAGUCAUCAAGUCCUCUGUACCAGAUGUGAAUGCCUCCACUCUCAGCUUCUUCUUGGUGAUGCCGGUACAGAGAAUUGCCCGCUACCCCCUGCUGCUGCAGACCAUACAGAAACACACUGAUACCCAGCAUCCUGCCUACCUCCUGCUGGAGCACACCGCGCACACCGCCGUCCAGCUCAACUGCAGGAUUAACGAGUACAAGCGCUUCCGUGAAGUAGCUGAUAAGUACAAGAAGACCGAAACCCUGACCAUCAAAGACAAGAUCAACCGACUGAGUGGUCACAGCAUUGCUAAGAAGACAGCCAGACUGGGCCAGUACAUUAAACAUGAAACUGGUAUUGUACCAAAGGUAAAGGAUGAAGAGUUUGAUGCCCUUGCAGGCUUUUUCUUUGUUUUGGAGAAAGGUGUCACAGAGCUGCAGGCCAACAUGGCAGCCUAUCUCAGCCAUCUGCAGAGGUUCCUCAGCUGUAGUCCAGAGGAGGUUGACUUGGACCUGGAGGGCGAGAAGGCCGCCCUCUUUUCAAAGGAAAUUUUUGUCGCACUCAGGCAAUGGAUAUUCCCCGUUUAUGAAGGCCGACUGAAGACUCUGGUAUUCAAACCAUUGUCCUCUCUACGUGAGCUGAUGGCCGGGCCACACAACCUCAUCCGCAAGAGACAGGACAAGCUGCUAGAUUUCGAAAUAAUUGAGGAGAAGAGUAGCUUGAACUAUGAUGAGCAGGCCAUUGCCAACACCUACAAGACUAUUAACACACUGUUGGUCAACGAGCUGCCUCAAUUCAAUGCCAAAGCCAUGCAGCUGCUGUGGGCCACUCUGGGUACCUUCAGCUGCCUGCAAAAGGACCUGGCUAUGGACAUGGAACUGCUCGCCACCAGCUUUACUCAUCAGCUCCCACACACUCAUCUAGACAGCAAUGCAUUCUGGGAGUGGGCAGAGAGGUCAGUGCUGGAGGGUGCCAGGAAGCUGGAGACGCUGUGUCAGAGUGUUCAGGAUGAGCUCAAUGCUCCCAUUGUGCAGCCUGUUGUCACAGUGUCUGAGAAGCGUCUGAAACAGUUGAUGGACAGACAUGGCACAGAAAAGCUCUACCAGCUGGUCGGCCCUGUGGUGGCUACGCGUGACCUUGACCUCAACCUGAGCAAAGGUGAGCUGGUGGCUGUGAUCAGUGAAAUGGACACACGAGGGGACAGACGCCGCUGGCUGGUGGAUGCAGGAGGUCCCAGGGGUUAUGUUCCAGCAUCGAAGCUGAUUCGCUACAACACUGUUGGCAUGGCACAGCCUCCUCCUCCUUCUCCACUUCUCAGCGCCACAUCCAGUGGUCCAGGAACAAGGAGGCACUCGUACACACCAGGAAUUCAGCCUGUCAUCACCAUGGCUACACCCUGCUUCCAGGUGUUUGCUGCGUACGACUUCAUGGCACGGAGCAGCCACGAGCUGUCCCUGCGGGCCGGAGAACCAGUGCGGGUAGUGGAGCCCCACGAUAAGCGGGGCAGUGCCGAGUGGAGUCUGGUGGAGGUGCGAGAUCAAAGAGGCUACGUCCCCUCUAACUACCUCGCCAUCCUGCCUUCAGUGGUGGCAUCACCCACCCUGCCCUACCACUAGAAUCUACCACCACAGCAUGUAUGCAUGGAGUGCACAGCACAGCAUGUGCCCUCCAAACAAACCACACACUGGUCACCCCGUGUGCACACUGACUGAAGGGCUCUCCAUGUGAGUGUGGGCAGGUGAUGAUUCUGCUGUCCAGUCUGCUGUGAGCUGGAGGGGUGCUUGGGCCUCAUCGGGAGUCUCGUUUGCACAUCAGCUUUGUUUAAAGCUGCUACAGAGGGAACCAUUUGUCAGAACCACACUACCAGGUGGAGAUGAGCUGUGCGGCGCUGAUGGAGUGUGUUGUGUGGGUUUAACAGACUCUUCAGCAGAAUUAUUUGUCUGUGCGAAUCACUCUCUGACUGAGCGUGAUGGAGGGUGUAGGGUGAUCGAGUGAUAGGACGGAGGGAUGGAAGGGCAGUUGAAUGUGGAUCUGAAGGCAUGAGUCAGUGCUGAUCAGCCUGACUGCCAUGCAGAAGGGGACAUCAUUUUUGAACACUAGAAGACUGUCAGUGUUGCAUUGCGAGGCUCAGUACUGAUAUUUUUAUUUGAACUAAAUGUAAAAUUUGAGUGAAAUGUAUAGAAGGUACUGGAAUGUUUUUUAUUAUGUGACACUGGUAUGUAGAUAUGGAAGUGUAUACUCUUCAGAACAUUGUAAAUAUUUGUUUAAACCUAGAAUUAUGAAUAGCAAAACAUUACUCUAUUUUAACACUGGAUUAGUAUUGCAUUGUAGUUGUGUUGGCAUUUUUUUUUUGUUGCACAAUAUGUUGCACUGAUUUACCUACUGAGCAUUUUAUUGAUUAACAAAACUUCAGAAGCAGCGACUGUUGCAUCAAAUGCUUGCUGCAGUGUCUGCCCACCUGCAGUUGCCGUAGCGCUCCACUAGGGGCAGCACAGCUCCAUUCUCGCAGGCUGUCCAUUCCCUGGAAUAAGCUUAUUCUGUCCACUGAUUUACUCACCUCUGUUCUCAGAAGUAAUCAUGGACUCUCUCUGCUGUCCAAUGUUGUGUGGAAUUGCUAUGUGGCCAUACUAAAAAAAAAAAAAAAAAAAAAAAAAAGCAUUGUGGCUUCUGCUGUAAGCAUUACCUCAGUUAGUAUUGAGCUUAAACCAAGAAAACAGACUGGUAGAAUAAUCUCUGGUAAGAAGCAGUCUGUCCUUCUGUUCCAUGGUAAAGCUUUACUCUGAUACUGGAAUCAUUUUAAUUUAUUUUACCAGUCAAAGCCUUGCAAACUUCAAUGGCAAGAACAUAAAUUGCUUAUUUGAACUUAUUAAAUUGUCCAGUUGCUCAGAACAAUUCCUUUUUCUCAUUUUUUUGUAAUCUCCCCCCCAUUAUAAUCAUGCCAGUGAAGUAUUUAUUGACCUUCUGGAAAUCCGCUGAUGUCUGGAGCCUUACAUAUAUGAAAUGGGGUCUGUGUGUCUGAUUAGGAAUUUAUAUUUGAAAGCAGAAACCAGGGUUUGAUGCUGCAUUUAUCUCAAACGCAGCUAUUCCUGUGAGAGUGUGUGAAUGUCACUGCACCACCAGUGAUGGCUGUAUCGUGCUUGCUGCACACUGUGUGUGUGUGUGUGUGUGUGUGUGUGUGUGUGUGUGUGUGUGUGCGUGUGUGUGCGCGUGUGUGCGCGCAUGGAUGCAUGUUCUGUGUUUGUUGCUGUCUCCUCCCUCAGCCAUUGUUGCUUGUCAGCAAUGAUUUGAUGCAUUGACUCCCUUCAGCUACUGCCCCCGCACUGUGGCACAACACACUAUAAAUACAUUUUUCUCUUCAGCAGGCUAAAAAUAGCAUCUUGUCGGUAGGAUCCCUCUGCCAUGCUGCACUCCCUCUGUGACGCCGUUUGCACGUCACAGAACACUGCGUCCAUUAGUGCGUGCGUAACACUGAUUUGUACCUCCCAUUUUUUUAAACUAUCCUUUUAAACCCAGGGUCACAUGCUAUGGUAAUGCAAUAUGGCUUCCUUAUGUCUUCUCGUGUGUGUGUGUGUGUGUGUGUGUGUGUGUGUGUGUGUGUGUGUGUGUGUGUGUGUGUGUGUGUGUGCGCGCUUAGUGUUGAGUACCAUGUGCAGAUGUAAUCAGCUGAGAGUAAGAGUUUUAUAGGAGUAUAGAAAACCUAGUGCUAGAUUGGAUUUGUCCAUUUUGGUUGCAAGAGGCACAUCUGUAUCCAGUACUCUGGAGAACGUGUUCAUUCCAGUGGAGCGAGUGGCCAUCCUGCUUCUAAGAAAGCCUCAGCACAGUUCUGCUCAGAGCUGCAGUACAGCCUGGGCUUAAAGUCGCUCCAAACGAUGUUGGUGAUCCUUCUAACUUCCACCAGACUUGCCACAGAAAGAGCCCAUCUCCUCACUUUAGUCCCUUAAUCUAAAACUCUUUUCAAAGCUCUGCUCAAUGGUAUAACCCUGAAGCAUCAUGUUCCAGAAAGGAGUGCAUGCGGUUACACACUUAAUUGUAGAUCAGUAAAUCACCAUCACUACCAUCACCAUGAUUCAGUUUAAAGAAUUAACUAGAUUUUAAGGGACCUGGUUUAGUCCUGUGCUCCUGAGUUGUCUGUGUGGAAUGUUUCACUUUCUCUCAAUGUGCAUGUGUGUCUUGUCUGGGUUCACAGGUUUCCUUUCAAAACCAUGCCAGUGACUGGAUUGGCCAAGCUAAAUUGCCCCUGUGUGUGAACUGUGUGCUGCAAUGGACUGACAUCCCAUCCAGGGUGUAUUCUAACCUCACAGCCAGUGAUCCUGCGAUGGGCUCUGGAUCCACCUUGCUGACUGAAGAUGUAAAAUGACCUAGGCUAGGUUAAAAUUCUGCAACCAUAACUGUGCUUUGGCAAGCAAUGGCACUUCCAAACAAAUGAAACGUGCAGAUAAACACCAGCAGAAAUCAGACAUAGCUAUGAACAAACUAUUUGACAGCAUAAGUGAUUAUACCAGAGACCUUACUAAACAAAAGAAUGACUUCUCACUUUGCAAUCGAGGCCAUUUGGAUUAUUUAGAUCCCUAGAAACACACUUGAUUUGGUCUGCGGUCAUUCUUAUUCCUGUGUGGAUGAAUUACAAACACCAAUUCACACCAGCUAGCACGUGUCACACCACCACCUUCAUUUUGAGUAACGUUUCAAUCCACAUUCCUGCUGGUUUCAUCUCCAACCAAAAUGUAACAUACCUGCUUUAGUCAAUCAAGAACUUUGUUAAUGCUAUGGUUAUAUGGACAGGUGGGCACAAUUAAGGUUGGAGUUCAAGUCUUCAUGAAGGUAGAUCUCCAGAAACAGGGUUGGUGACCACUGCUUUAUACCAAGACAAUACCACACACUGUACUGUAUAUUGUUAUGCACGAUAAACAACCUAACUAUCUACACUGUACAAAAAGUCAUCUUGGCAAGUGGAAAUAACUUUAUUUAUCUAGUAUUUAUUAUUACAAGAUUACAAUAAACCAAAUAUCCAUCCGUCAAUCC
This is a messenger RNA of Ictalurus punctatus (channel catfish), 6082 nucleotides long. RefSeq names its product Rho guanine nucleotide exchange factor (GEF) 37 (gene arhgef37). The record is from RefSeq and is a predicted model, not a curated record. Lineage: Eukaryota; Metazoa; Chordata; Actinopteri; Siluriformes; Ictaluridae. The transcript has 13 exons. Gene Ontology annotation, molecular function: protein binding; guanyl-nucleotide exchange factor activity. The coding region runs from base 496 to 2676 and encodes 726 amino acids.